AAAGUACUUGGACAAGACCACCCAGACACCCUAACCAGCCUCAACGGCCUGGGUGUUGCUCUGAACUACCAGAAGAAGUAUGGUGAAGCCGGAGAGAUGUUUCGGCGUGCACUUGAAGGACGUGAGAAGGUACUUGGAAAAGACCACCCAGAUACCCUAACCAGCCUCAACGACGUGGGUGUUGCUCUGUACUCCCAGGAGAAGUAUGGUGAAGCUGGAGAGAUGUAUCGGCGUGCACUUGAGGGACGUGAGAAGGUCCUCGGACGACACCACAAGGAUACCCUAACAACACUCAACAAUCUCGCUCUUGCUCUGUACUACCAGAAGAAGUAUGGUGAAGCCGGAGAGAUGUAUCGGCGUGCCCUUGAGGGACGUGAGAAGGUACUUGGAAAAGACCACCCAGACACCCUAACCAGCCUCAAUGGCGUGGGUGUUGCUCUGCACUCCCAGGAGAAGUAUAGUGAAGCCCGAGAGACGUAUCGGCGUGCACUUGAAGGACGUGAGAAGGUCCUCGGACGACACCACCACGAUACC
Messenger RNA from Tuber aestivum (summer truffle), 534 nucleotides. NCBI's taxonomy places the organism in Eukaryota, Fungi, Ascomycota, Pezizomycetes, Pezizales, Tuberaceae. The record is from the annotation of a GenBank genome assembly.